AAAGCUUAUCAAAAGAUACAGUUGCUGGAAUCCCGUAUUCAUUGUUUAUUUAGUAGCGAGUUAUAUUUAACAAAAUGUGCACCUGUGUAAAAUAUAUUUUGUUAUUAGCAUUUACAAAUGUCAUAGUAUCAUUGCCGACUACCGAAUUGAACGACGACUCCUCAUUGGGGAGAAUAGUGAAUGGAUAUGCAGUGAAUAUAACAGAAGUUCCAUAUCAGGCAUCAUUAAGACGUAAAUUGGCUGGAAGCUGGUCUCACAUCUGUGGAGCGGUCAUCAUCAGUAACAAUGCUGUGUUAACAGCUGCUCACUGCACUGUUUUUAAUGAAUUGAAUCCGUCAGCGCUCGGAGUGGUUGUUGGUACGUCACAUCGAAUUUCUGGAGGGCAAACAUACGAUGUAUCAAAAGUUAUAGUACACGAAAACUAUUCUUCUAUCACUUUAGAGAAUGAUAUUUCUAUAGUAGUUUUGGCUAGAAGGAUUCUCUUCAGUAAAAGUGUCAAUUCCGUGCCAAUUGCUCCAUCAAAUAUUACAUUGCCAGUUGACACGGAAGCUAUUGUGUCUGGAUUUGGAACCAUUUCGUAUGAAGGUACAUCGUCCACAGUGCUUCUAGCCGCUAAAGUAAAAAUUGUCAAUCAACAAUCUUGCGCAAGAGCGUAUGCCCGUAUAGCUUCAGUCACUACAGGAAUGCUGUGCGCAAGCGCCCAGGACCCUCCCAGAGAUGCGUGCCAAGGUGAUUCAGGCGGACCACUAGUCGCUAAUGGCUAUUUGGUUGGAAUCGUAUCUUGGGGCGAAGGUUGCGCUGAUGCUAUGUAUCCUGGAGUGUAUACUCGAGUUUCCGAGUACAAUAAUUGGAUACAAACCAAAUUUAUAAAUUUAAUGCGUGAAAUUGAUUUCAAAGUGAUAGCAGAGUGACACGCAGCUGGUCAUGUAAUGAGGUUAAUUGCAGGUCAAUUCUAACAGAUAAUGGGCCUUAUUGAGAACUAAAAUGUGAUAAUUACUAUUUGUUUAUUAAUACUUACGUUUGUUAACAAAUAAAUAAGUUAUUAAUAAAUUUCCUCAUUAAUACAGCUA
Molecule: messenger RNA, 1070 nt
Organism: Galleria mellonella (greater wax moth)
Lineage: Eukaryota; Metazoa; Arthropoda; Insecta; Lepidoptera; Pyralidae
Product: trypsin-1-like
Exons: 4
Coding region: 75-911 (278 amino acids)
Biological process (GO): proteolysis
Molecular function (GO): serine-type endopeptidase activity
Source: RefSeq, a predicted model, not a curated record